Chironomus riparius is the source of this 302-nucleotide messenger RNA. The record is from the annotation of a GenBank genome assembly. Lineage: Eukaryota; Metazoa; Arthropoda; Insecta; Diptera; Chironomidae.
GCAGUUUUAAUUUUUUGAUGAUUCAAAUAGUUUAUUAAGCUGAUGUGCUUCAUCUUUUGGUUCCUUGACAAGAAAAUUGACUGCAGCUGCUUCCUUCACUCAACAUUUUGUCGACUCAUUCAACUGUUUGAAUUUCUAAAUUACUGAAUCAACAAUACUGUUGAAGGGAAUUCAACAGAAAUUAAAUCAAUGAAUUCAAUUAGAUGCUUGUAAAUGUUCAAGUAAAGAAUGAAAUAAGAACAAAAGUGAUUCCUUUAUUAUGCAAAUCCUAAGCAACUUAGUGAUUGGGCGAUGAGUUUCAG